Zophobas morio is the source of this 14555-nucleotide messenger RNA. RefSeq names its product prolow-density lipoprotein receptor-related protein 1 (gene LRP1). Gene Ontology annotation, molecular function: calcium ion binding; low-density lipoprotein particle receptor activity; protein binding. NCBI's taxonomy places the organism in Eukaryota, Metazoa, Arthropoda, Insecta, Coleoptera, Tenebrionidae. The coding region runs from base 205 to 14085 and encodes 4626 amino acids. Gene Ontology annotation, cellular component: plasma membrane; signaling receptor complex. The record is from RefSeq and is a predicted model, not a curated record. The transcript is spliced from 22 exons.
GUGUCGGUGCGAAGCAAGCGAGCGUCUUCGGCGAUCAAGCGAACUUCGUUUCUGUGAAUGGACUUUUGCGAAGCGGCGUCGAGAAGGCCGCGACUUUGUGCUAACUGUCGUUUUUCCGGUGAUGUCGCGAUGACCAGUCAGGAAAAUUGAGUUGUCGGGAAAUGUCGGUGGAAAAGUGAGUGAGUUUCCCGAGGUGCCGGCACGAUGAGGCGUGAUUUGUUGGUGGGACUGCUGCUGGUGGCUUGCUGGGGGCGCGGAGGGAGAGCCAGGGUCGCCAGGGUCGGCACGGUCGCCCCAGUGACCACGACAGCGCCAGCGGUGACCUGCUCCAGCGACCAAUUCCAGUGCAACAACGGCCAAUGCAUCCCGUCCAACGGGCUCUGUGACGGCCGCCCCGACUGCAAGGACUCCAGCGACGAACCCCUCGAGUGCCCCCAAAACCACAAAUGCCGGCAGGGACAAUUCCAGUGCGCCCUCACGAAAAAGUGCAUACCGUCCGGCUGGGUAUGCGACGAGGAGCAGGACUGCGGCACCUCCCCCGACCUGGGGCCGGACAUGUCCGACGAGCACCCCACCAUGUGCCCCAAGGAGGUCAGGUGUAUGUGGAACGAGGCGGUCUGCGCCGACGGCUUCCACUGCGUCCAUCUGACGAAGUUCUGCGACGACCACGGCGACUGUCCCGACAACAGCGACGAGUGGGACUUCUGCAGGAACGCCACCGACCGGUCCGAGUCCUGCGACUGGCUGCAGUGCAGCUACGGCUGCAGGCCCACGAACGAGGGACCCAGGUGCUUCUGUCCCGACGGGCAGCGCCCCGACAAGAACAAGUGCGUCGACGCCGACGAGUGCGAGCUCGACGACUCCUGCGCCCAGGUGUGCACCAACACGGUGGGCUCCUUCAAGUGCUCGUGCGUGCAGGGGUACGAGAAGAACGGCACGGGGUGCGUGGCGAUCAACGUUCCCAGAGACAUGGAACCCUCGCUCAUUUUCUCAACCCAGGCCGAGAUCCGCCGCCUCAAACUCACCGGCGACCCCUGGCCAGGCAAUUCGUUCCUGGACCUCCUCAACAGUACCGCUCUGGAAUUCAUCUUCAACAACCACUCCGUGUGCUACGUCCACCACAACCACUCCAAAGCGUCUCUCGUCUGCGCCAACAUAGACGACUUCACUCAACGCACCGAACUCAAAUCCCGCUCCACCCUUUUAGAGUUCGAAUCCGUCCAGCAGAUGGCGAUGGACUGGGUCUCCAGAAACUGGUACUUCUUGGACGACCAACGAGAAAUCAUUUUGGUGUGCACCGAGCACCUGGAGUGGUGUAACAUCCUCCUGGAGCACGACCUGGGCAAACCUCGAGCGGUGGCUCUGGACCCCACCCGAGGCUACAUGUUCUUCACGAAGUGGGGGCACUCGUCUCCCAUGCUGGAGCGGUGUAGAAUGGACGGGAGCGACAGGAAGCCCAUAGUCGACGUCAAGAUCGUGUACCCGUACGGGGUGACGGUGGACUACCCCACCCAGCAGAUUUAUUGGGUGGACACCUAUCUGGAUUUCGUGGAACGCGUGGACUACGAAGGCAAGCACAGGAAGACGAUUUUAAGAGGGCUUUCGAUGCAAAAUCUCUACGGGAUCAGCGUUUUCGAAAACAAGUUGUAUUUGUCGUCGUGGUACAGCAACGACAUUCUCCGGCUGGAUAAGUUUACUAAGAAGGCGGAUGUGCUGUAUAAGGAGACAAGUAGGCCGUUUAAUAUCCACGUGUACCACAGGCAGCGGCACCCCAUAGUUCCGCACCCCUGCCACUAUAAAUCCGACUGUGAGCACAUGUGUAUCUCCAACUGGAAGCGCGACGUUGCUAUCGAGAAAUGCCUCUGUGCUGCUGGGUAUCGCAUGAAUAGUAAAAACCGCUGCGUCAUUAAAACCGGUAAUCGGUUUCUUUUGAUUGCGAAGAGUAAACCGGCUUCGAUUAAGGGUAUCGAGCUUGAUAGCAACAACGAAACUAUGAUUCCUGUGACGGGGAUCCGCCAACCCACGGCUAUAGACUACGACGUGCAGAGCGGUAGCAUCAUUUACUCGGAUAGUCACCGGAUGGUGAUCGAGAGCACGAAAAUUAGUGACUCGUCGCAUAAAGUCGUGCUGCAGAAGAACGUGCGAAUGUGCGACGGGCUCGCCGUGGACUGGAUGUCGCGCAAUUUGUAUUGGACGGAUCACGAAGUCGGGAGUAUUAGUGUGCUCAAGUUGGCUAAUUCGUCGCAGAGUCGGACUUUGAUUCAAGACCCGUUUUUCAACCCGGUGUCGAUCACGCUGGAUCCGAGUCGAGGGGUGAUGUAUUGGGGAGACUGGUCGAAUAUUUUUCCGAAUAAAGGGAAGAUUUACGUCGCUAAUAUGGACGGGAAGAAUUUGAAGGAUUUCGUCGAGGUGGAUAUAGAUUGGCCGAGCGGGCUUACGCUGGAUUUGGUCGAGAAGAGGCUGUAUUGGUGCGAUCGUCACUUGAGUAGGAUCGAGAGUAUCGAUUUCAACGGGAGGAACAGGAGAGUGGAGCUGAGUAAAGGGAUCAAGCAUCCAUUCGGGUUGGCAUUAGGACCGGGGAAACGUUUCUACUUCACGGAAUUCGCCAACGGGACCGUGAUGAUGUACAGCAGUAAAACCGGGUUGAAGGAGCUGGAUCACAGCAACCCCCCGAUCCUAGACAUCAAACUGUACGACGCCUCGUCCCAAAAAGGUGAGAACAACUGCACCAAGAACACCGAGUGUCCCGAGCUGUGUUUACCCACCCCCGUGGGGGCGGUGUGCGAGUGCUCCAACGGCUUCCAUCUCGUCAACAACACGUGCUUACCUCAAUUGAACAACACCCACGUUUUCAAUAUCUGUCUUCCGGGUCAGUUCCAGUGCAAGAACUCGUAUUGCGUCCCGCAGUCGGAGACCUGCAACGGUAUCAAUAACUGCGGCGACCAUUCCGACGAAGCCGGGGGACCUGAUGGUCCCUGCGGGGACACCGUGUGCGGUGCGAAUCAGAUGAAGUGCGAUAAUCACACGUGCAUUUCCAAGUACUGGCGUUGCGACGGCGAGCAAGAUUGCGUCGACGGGACCGACGAGGACGAGAAGAAUUGCUCGCAGGUCUGCUCGGCGGCGCAGUUUAAGUGUGCCGUUUCGAAGCGGUGCAUUCCGUCGGUGUGGAAAUGCGAUUCGGUGGCUGAUUGCGGGCCGUAUGACUCCAGCGAUGAAGAGGACUGCGAAAGAAAGCCAUGCGAGGUUGACGAAUUCACGUGCAAAAACGGCCGCUGCAUCGAGAUCUUUAUGUACUGCGACACCUUCGACGACUGCAACGACAGCUCUGACGAAAUCAACUGCACCACUUGUGACACAGAUCAACAGUUCUUCUGCCCCACGACAAACACCUGCCUCUCAGGCUCCAAACGAUGCGACGGAGUCGUCGACUGCGACGGAAGCUACGACGAAAUAAACUGCGGCAAGGACGGACAAAGGAUCUGCGAAUCAUUCGAGUUUGAAUGUACCAAGAAGUUCGAAUGCAUCCACCGGACCAUGGUGUGCGACUCCGACGCGGACUGCUUCGACCGCACGGACGAGGAGAACUGCACCCCGACCUCCAUGGAGAACUCCACCUUCCAGCCCACCCCUCCCGUCCCCACCUGCCACUACCCGUCCCGCUUCUGCGACAACAGCACCGUGUGCCUCAGCGUGGAGCAGCUCUGCGACGACGAGCCGGACUGCGACGACGGCUCCGACGAGGGCGCCAGGUGCUCGGAGCUGCUCUGCGACCACAGCAUCGUGUGCUCGCACCACUGCCACAACGCCCCCGAGGGCUUGGUUUGCUACUGUCCGCCGCACCUGCAUCUGCAGCCCGACCGCACCCACUGCCUCAGCACGCAUCCGUGCGACGCCUGGGGGGUGUGCUCGCAGAAGUGCGUCGAGGUGGGACAGAGGUACAAGUGCGGCUGCUUCGACGGGUACGCCUUGGAGCCGGACAGCUUCACGUGCAGGAGCACCAACGGGGCGGUGCCCCAUGUCAUUUUCAGCAACCGGCACGAGCUGAAAGCCGUGGAUUUGCACAAUUUCAACGUCAAGUCGUUCAUUUCGAGUCUGAGGAAUACGAUAGCGCUGGAUUUUUAUCACACGGAGAAUGCGGAUAUGGUGUUCUGGACGGACGUGAUCGAUGAUAAGAUUUAUAGGGGGACGGUGGUGGGGGGGUCGCUGAGCAACAUAGAGGUGGUGGUGCAGACGGGGCUGUCGACGGCCGAGGGGUUGGCGGUGGAUUGGAUAGGCGAGAAUCUAUACUGGGUCGAAAGCAACCUGGAUCAAAUCGAGGUGGCCAAACUCGACGGGCGCUUCAGGCGCACUCUGGUGGCCGGCGAGAUGGAGAGCCCUCGAGCCGUGGCUGUGGACCCCCGCGACGGUUUCCUUUUCUGGACGGACUGGGAUAACAACGCGCCUCGAAUCGAGCGCUGCUCCCUGGCGGGAUUGGAGCGUCUGGUGGUGGUAAGAGUGGACCAGAUCACCGACGGCGGCUGGCCCAAUGGGUUAACCCUCGACUACGACCUGCGUCGGAUUUAUUGGAUCGACGCCCGCUCCGACUCUAUUCACACCACCAAGUACGACGGCAGCGACCACCACGAGGUGAUGAGGAACCACGAAACGUUGUCCCAUCCCUUCGCCAUCACCCUCUUCGAGAACUACGUUUACUGGACGGACUGGAGGACCAACAGCGUGGUGCGGGCGAACAAAUUCACCGGUGGCGACGUCUCAGUCAUCCAGAGGACGCUAACCCAGCCCUUCGACAUCCAGAUUUUGCACCCGUCGAGGCAACCCAGAGACGGGUUGAACCCGUGCGGGGACAACAACGGAGGGUGUUCACACUUGUGUUUGCUUCACACGAAUCAGAGUUACAGGUGCGACUGUCCGCACGUUAUGAGGUUGAACCGCGAUAAUAAGAAGUGUGAUGUGAACGAGCAAGUUCUUCUCAUUGCUAGGAUGAGCGAAAUUCGAGGGGUGGAUAUUUUGCAGCCGUACUACCACACGAUUCCGACUAUUAGUGUUCCACAGGUGCUAAAUCCGGUACAGUUGGAGUACCUAGCUCGAAACAACACACUCUACUGGGCGGAUUCGCACAACCAUGAAAUUAAAAGGUCGGGUUUGACCACGGGACCCAUCCAGACUCUCAUCGACAGGGGUCUGAAUCAACCAUCGGGUCUCGUUAUUGACUGGUUGUCGAAUUUGAUGUUCGUGUCGUCACCUCAGGGUAUAAACGUAUCGAACCUCGACGCCGAAUACACGAUGACGUUAAUCGAUGACGUGAAAGUACUAUCAAUGGCUGCUAAUCCUUCUCAAGGACGUUUGUAUUGGAUAGCGUCAACAAACACCACAUACAUCGAAUCGAGCAACAUGAAUGGUACCGAUAGGAAAAUCAUAGUACGUACGAACGUCAGACCCAACGCGAAGAGUCUGUGCGUGGACGUGCCAUCCAACAGACUCUACUGGGUUAGCGAAUUCGAGAUCUGUUUUAGUGACUUGGACGGUAACGAUGUACGAAGAGUGAAACUACCGUCGAAGUUACUAGUGACCGCGGUCACUGUAUACCACGACCACGUUUACUACGCCGACGACGAUGACCAUUCGAUACACAUAGCAGACAAAACGACAGGUCAGAAAGACAUGAUCUUACGCAACAACACCGGUAGUGUUCUCGCUUUGCGAAUCUACGACCCAUUGGAACAAAAAGGGUACCAUCCCUGUUCCAAAUCCAACUGUUCCCACCUCUGCUUACCCUUGUCCGACACCACGUACACCUGUCGUUGCGCUACCGGCUACAACCCCGAUCCUCAAGACUCCACCAAGUGCAUCAGCGUCCAAGAAUUCAUCUUCUAUUCCGUCAACUGGGAAGUGCGCGGUUUGUCUUUGGAUGGUAAUAACCAGACGGCCGUGCUGGGACCCAUUUAUCGAGUUUCCAUGGCCAGUGCGAUCGACUUCAUCGCCGAUGAAGAUCUAUUGUUCUGGGCGGACAGCGACCAUGGGUCCAUCACGAGCAUCAGACGCGACGGCACAGACAGACGCUUCAUUAUCGAACCCACGGAAGCCAUGGAUAGCGUUCCAGUGGACUGGCUGGCGGGGCUCGCUAUUGAUUGGGUCGCUAGAAACAUGUACUGGUGUGACCCCAAACGUGGGGUUAUCGAAGUGGCGAGGUUGGACGGGAGCAAACAGCACGUUUUGCUGGCCCACGAAAUCGGGAAACCGACUUCGAUAGCUGUGGAUCCAGUAAAAGGGAUUCUUGUAUGGGCUGGAGGACCCAGGGUGGAGAUAGCAACCUUGGACGGGAAAAACAGGAAAUUGGUGGUUAAUAACUCCGUGGCGAUUUUCGACGUCGCGGUGGACUCAGACAAAGAGAGGAUUUAUUUUUGUGACUCGGCGAAGAACACGAUCGAGGUGGUGGGGUACGAUGGAAAAGGGAGGGAGGUGCUGUUGAACACGUCGUUGGAGAAUCCGGCUGCUUUGACGGUGUUCGAGGAUAAGAUAUACUGGGUGGACACUACUUUCGAAAAAGGGAGCGUUUUGGAAGCCCCAUUGAAGAAUAUUUCGGAUUUCAAAGUGCUCCUUCGCGACGUCGGCGACUCCCUCAAAGACAUCCAGAUUUUCUCGAAGCGCAAACAAAAGGGGACCAACGCGUGUGCCAAAAACAACGGAGGGUGCCAACAGUUGUGUCUUUUCAACGGGACGCACCCAGUUUGCGUGUGUUCCCACGGGAAAAUCUCUUCGGAUGGUAGAAGUUGUAAACCUUUCCAAAGCUUCGUGAUGUACUCUCGAGUCGUCAGCAUCGACUCGAUCCAAAUCCUCGACGACGAUAACCUCCAAAAUGCCCCCCACCCCAAAAUCAAAAAUAAUACUCUUCUGAAAAACGCCAUCGGGCUUGCCGUCAGUUACAAACACCAGAGACUUUUCUAUUCUGACAUCCAGAAAGGGUCUAUUAAUGCGGUGUUUUAUAAUGGUACGGAUCACAAAAUUAUUGUUGAGGGGCAAGGGUCCGUGGAAGGUCUCGCUUACGAACAACUCCAUAAAAUGUUGUACUGGACUUGUAACAACCACGCCACCAUCAACCGGGUCAAUCUUACCGAUAAAAUGACCAAUUCGAGUCAAGUCGAACACGUGGUGCGUCUUCGCCCUCAGGACAAACCCAGAGGAAUAGCCAUUGAUAGUUGCGGCGGUCGUGUUUUCUGGACUAAUUGGAACUCGCACCAGCCGAGCAUCGAAAGGGUCUACCUGUCAGGCUACGGCCGGGAAUCCAUCGUCAAGACCGACAUCCGCAUGCCCAACGCCCUCACCCUCGACCACAAAUCCCAGAAGAUCUACUGGGGCGACGCCCGCUUGGACAAGAUCGAGCGCUGCGAGUACGACGGUUCCAAUCGCGUCGUCCUCGCCAAAGUGACCCCUCAGCACCCCUUCGCCAUCGCCGUCUACGGCGACUACAUCUACUGGACCGACUGGAUGCUGCGCGCCGUCCUGCGAGCCGACAAACUCACCGGCCAGAACGUGGUCUGGCUGCGGCGCUACGUCGACAGACCGAUGGGCAUCGUGGCCAUAGCCAACGACACCGACGAUUGCUUCUCGCACCCGUGCGCCAACCUCAACGGCGGCUGCGAGGAGAUCUGCACGUUGAACGCGUCGGCGGUCGUGCAGUGCCUGUGUCUGGAAGGCCGCAUCCUGGGGGAGGACGGCAGGAGGUGCUACAACAAUUCGAAGGCCUGCGACACCUACGACAGUUUCCGGUGCUCGGACGGCGGGUGCGUGCCGUUCAGAGUGACGUGCGACGGUAUAGCGCACUGCACGGACAAGUCGGACGAGGAACCUGGGUAUUGUGGGCACAGGACGUGUCUUCAAGGGUGGUUCCAGUGCAACAACAAGAGGUGCGUUCCGGCGGGGGAGAAGUGCAACGGCGUGGACAACUGCGGGGAUUCGAGCGACGAGCAGAACUGCUCGUGCUCGGAGGAGGAUCACUUCCGGUGUGGCAGCGGCGAGUGCAUUUUGAAGAAGUUCCGCUGCGACAACGACCAGGAUUGCAAGGAUGCGAGCGACGAGAUGGGAUGCGAGAGGCGCAACUGUAGUUUGGACUUCCACGAUGUUAAUUUGAUGAAUUGUGCGAACACUACGGCGUGUAUACAUAAGGACUGGUUUUGUGAUAACGAGAAUGAUUGUUGGGAUAUGUCGGACGAGAUGAACUGCACGGGACACAAGAAGAGGUGCGACAUUCGGGAGUUCCAGUGCUCGAAUGGGACUUGCAUUAGUCUUGAGAAACGGUGCGACGGGAAGGAUGAUUGUCAUGACGCGAAGACGCUGACAGGAGUCAGUUCGGACGAAGAGAAUUGCAGGGUGGUGGAAGGCCGCUGCCCCCACGACCAGUUCAUGUGCUCCAACUUCAUGUGCAUCCCCCUUUCUUGGCACUGCAACGGCUUCGACGACUGCCACGACCAAAGCGACGAAAUCAACUGCAAGCACCGUUGCCGCAGCGACCAGUUCAGGUGCGACAACGGCGAAUGCAUCCCCAUGAGCUGGCAAUGCGACGGUCACCCCGACUGCACGGACCACUCCGACGAGAGCAAGCAUUGCCGAAUGCGCGAGUGCGACCCCGGCGACUUCCACUGCAACAGCACUGGAAGGUGCAUUCCCAAGAUCUGGCUGUGCGAUGGGGAGUCGGAUUGUAUAGACGGCGCCGACGAGCACAAAGACCAGGGGUGUGGGGUUUGCACUGCUGAGCACUUCCAGUGCACAAAUGGGGUUUGUAUCAACAAAAUGUAUUAUUGCGACGGGGACAAGGACUGCAAUGACGGCAGCGACGAGCCCCCGGAGUGCCACAAGAAGUGUACUAACGAGGAGUUCACUUGCGGGAACGGGAAGUGUCUUAUGGAGUUGUUGAAGUGCGACGGGAACGACGACUGUGGUGACGGGAGCGACGAAGGGCAGGAAUGUCACAAUGACGAUGAUUAUUGUAAGGGAGAAGGGUGGUUCCAUUGCGGGGAUGGGGUGUGUAUUAACGACACCCUGCUGUGUAACGGCGAGAAUAACUGUGGUGACUACAGUGAUGAAGCUAGUUGUCAUAUCAACGAGUGUACAUCAGAGAUACCACCAUGUGAGCAAAACUGUACUGACAAACCCAUUGGGUACGAAUGUGGGUGUUACACUGGGUAUAAGGUCAGUCAUAAGAACGUGAAUUUGUGUGAAGACGUCGACGAGUGUCUAGACAGACCUUGUAGUCAGUUGUGUUACAAUACGAGAGGCUCGUAUCAUUGUAGUUGCGCCUCUGGGUAUAUUCUUCACGUAGACGGGAAAAGCUGUGGUGCCAAUUCCUCCGUUCCGGUGACUCUGAUUCUAGCCAAUCGCUACUAUAUAAGAGAGUUCGACUUUAGCUUUCAAUCGACGCUGUUGGCUCACAAUUUAACCAAUGCGGUAGCUCUGGAUUAUGAUUGGAGCUCCAAGUGCAUCUAUUGGUCGGACGUGACCCAGAUGGGUAGCUCCAUUAAGAGACUGUGUGACUACAAGAACGUCUCCAGCGAGAUACAGGUUUUGCAUUCACCGACGUUACAAAAUCCCGAUGGGUUGGCAGUAGAUUGGGUCGGAAGAAAUCUAUACUGGUGCGAUAAGGGUUUAGACACCAUCGAAGUCUCCUCCCUCGACGGCCGCUACCGCCGCGUGCUCCUCUCCAAGGACCUCGAGGAGCCCCGCGCCGUCUGCUUGGACCCCGUCCGCGGCUACCUCUACUGGACCGACUGGGGCACCCACGCCCACAUCGGCAAAGCCGGAAUGGACGGCAGUUCGCCCCACGUCAUCGUCAACUCCAACCUCGGCUGGCCCAACGCCCUCACCAUCUCGUACGAAACGUCGGAGCUCUUCUGGGCGGACGCCCGCGAAGACUACAUCGCAGUAUCGGACCUCGACGGCAACAACAUGAAAAUCGUGAUGAGUCGCCAGAAGAAUCCCAACCUGCAGUUGCACCACGUCUUCGCCAUCGACAUCUGGGAGGACUUCAUUUAUUGGACGGACUGGGAGACCAAGUCCAUCGAGAGGUGCCACAAGCACAGGGGUGACCAGUGUUUGAAGUUACACUCGACGGUGCACCGACCUAUGGAUAUUCGGGUCGUGCACCCUCUGAAGCAACCGAACGUGACCAACCCUUGCGAGAAAGCCAAUUGUUCCGCUUUGUGUCUACUAACCCCGACGGAGCCCUUCUACAAGUGUGUGUGUCCCGAGAACUACAUCCUCGGAAGUGAUGGGCGGAGCUGCGUGGCGAAUUGCACGUCGGCGCACUUCGAGUGUAAAUACACUUAUAAGUGUAUACCGUUCUGGUGGAAAUGCGACACUCAGGAUGAUUGCGGCGACGGCAGCGACGAGCCCGCAGAUUGUAGGGCCUUCACGUGCCUGCCGGGCCAGUACCAGUGCUCCAACGGCGUCUGCAUCCACCCUUCGGACCUCUGCAACGGCAACGACGACUGCGAAGACAACUCCGACGAGAAGGACUGCCAGAACUACACUUGUCUCAAUACGCAGUUCCGUUGUAAGGGCAACAGCACGGUCGCCCCCAGGUGUAUUCCGUCGAAGCUGCGCUGCAACAAGCACCCGGACUGUCCCUUCGGCGACGACGAAGCCCAGUGUCCUCCGGCGACGUGUCCGCCGAACCAGUUCAAGUGCGCCAACGACAAGUGCAUACCGGCGGUGUGGGUCUGCGACACCGACAACGACUGCGGGGACAACUCCGACGAGCAGCAGGACUGCCACUCGAGGACGUGUUCGCCGCAGCACUACAGGUGCAGCUCGGGUCGGUGCAUUCCGAUGAGCUGGAGAUGCGACGGGGACCCCGACUGCGCCAAUAACGAGGACGAGCCGGCGUCGUGCAGCCAGCCGGAGUUCCACACUUGCGAGCCGACGUACUUCAAGUGCAAGAAUAAUAAGUGCAUUCCGGGGCGGUGGCGGUGCGACUAUGACAAUGAUUGUGGCGAUGGGUCGGACGAGGUGGGGUGUGUGCCGAGGAACUGCUCCGAGUCGGAGUUUCGGUGCGGCGACGGAAGGUGCAUCCGCGGCUCCCAGAAAUGCGACGGUGAAUUCCAAUGCGAGGACCGCUCCGACGAGGCCAACUGCCACAUCCACUGCAAGCACAACGAAUUCCAGUGCGCUAACCCCCAGGUGUGCAUCUAUUUGGAGUGGAAGUGCGACGGCGAGGCUGAUUGUGCUGACGGCUCCGACGAAGCUAACUGCAGCGGAACUUGCCCCGACAACGGCUACAAGUGUCAGAGCGGGCUGUGCAUCAACGAAGAGUGGCGCUGCGACGGCCAGAACGACUGCGAAGACGGGUCGGACGAGCAGUUUUGCUCUCUGGUGGGGUGCUUACCUGGACGUUUCCGCUGCAAGAACCACAUGUGUAUUCCUACGAAUUUCCUGUGUGAUGGACACCCCCAGUGUGAGGAUGGUAGCGACGAAGAUCCGCACAUCUGCAGACGGCACGGUUUGUGUUCAUCGGAUCAAUUCGCUUGCAAGAAUGGUCACUGCGUCAUGAAUAAGUUGCGGUGCGACGGGAAGAACGACUGCGACGAUAACAGCGACGAACUCAAUUGUAAUAAUUCGACUUGUCAGUGGAAUACGUGUUCGCAGAUUUGUAUCGAGACGAAGCACAACAUGACGGUUUGUAAAUGUCUGCCGGGGUAUACGCAUAUAAAAGGAGGGGUGUGCGUGGCUGACGGUGAUUGGGCGAAUUUGGUUUUGGUAUCGGAGGCCGAGUUGAGGUUGAUGUCGCCGUAUAAACCUGGAGAUAGCAAUAAAAUGAGAAGUAAGACGUUGGCUACGGCUCCGGGUUAUAAAGUGGACGCUGUAGACAUUCUCUAUGAUAAAAAGGAGUCGAUUGCUUUUUGGACCGACCACCAGAACAAAAGAAUACAGAGUGUGUUCCUUCACUUGAACGAUAGUAGAGUGAAGAGGGAUUCCGAGUCUGUUAAAACUAUCAUCAGUGGAUUGAAUGACCCGAGAGGUAUCAGUGUGGACUGGGUGGCUAAAAGGUUGUAUAUUACGGAUGGUGUGAGGAUUCUGGUUGCUACUGUCGAUGGCCAGUAUAUGUACACUUUGUUGAGUGGUGAGAUGCAACAACCGAGAGACAUCGUGGUGUCGCCACAAGAGGGCGUGCUAUUUUGGGUCGAUUGGGGGCCGGCACCAAGGAUCGAGACAGCGCAUAUGGAUGGCAACAAACGAAGAAUUUUGAUUGGUUCAGCUAUCCUCUAUCCAACUGGCUUAGCCAUUGAUUAUACCACCAAGCGACUGUAUUGGUCGGACCUCAAGAGUUUAACUGUAGAAACCGUGAAAUUCGAUGGUACGGAUCGGCACGUGGUUAGACACUUUGAUAAAGAUACGAAACCAUACAAGAUUGAAAUCUUCGAAAAUUAUCUCUUCGUGACGACGUACCAAAAGCACGAUGUGCUUCGAAUGAACAAGUUCGGGACAGGGAAUAUCACCCAUCUGUCGCAAGGAUUGACCCGAAUCGCCGACAUUUUGAUUCUACACGAACAGAAGCAAGACCAAGCCAUUAACAACACAUGUAUCGAUUUUUGUCACCCCACCGAGUUCUGUCUCAUAAGUCCUCUCACAGCAACUUGUACGUGUGCGGACGGCUACGUCAAGGCCAAUCUCACCUGCAAGGCCGUCUCAACUCGCGCCCCCAAUUGCCCCCUCAACUGCAACACCGGUACCUGCAAGAUGACCCCGGGCCAGGCGCCCAAGUGCCACUGUCCCGUCGAGUACACCGGGUCCCGCUGCGAGCACUACCGCUGCUCCCAGCACUGCAAGAACAAGGGCAUGUGCUACGUGAACCUCGCCGUCCCGGUGUCCCCCGACUCGCUGCCACCGCUGCGCUGCAACUGCGCGCCGCAGUGGACCGGCGAGCGCUGCGAGACCCCGGUGAACGUGUGCGAAGGUCGUUGCUACAACGGCGGCACGUGCUUCAUCCCCAAGCCGGGGAUUCCCGUGUGCAACUGCCCGUCGGGUUUCUCCGGCUCGCGCUGCCAGAACUGCGCGCAGCUGGUGUGCGAGAACGGGGGCGUGUGCGCCAAGGGCGAGCACAAGGACACGUGCAAGUGUCCCGUGGGCUACAUGGGGCGCCACUGCGAGAACUCGGUGUGCGGCAAGAACGGGACGCCCGUACCGACGGCCAUGGGGGUGAAGUGCAGCUGUCUGCCGGGCUACGGUGGCGACAAGUGCGAGCAGGACAAGUGCUACCAGCACUGCUUCAACGGCGGGACGUGUCGGAUGGGGGCGAAGCAGCCGGAGUGUGUUUGUACGAAGUUCUACGGAGGGCGGCGCUGUCAAGUGGAUCUCUGCGAUGGGACGCACGACGCGCCGGAGGGGUGCGCGGAGAGGUGCAACUGUCAUAACAACGGGACGUGUGUGGUCAUGGGGGGGAAGUCGGUUUGUAGGUGCUUCAAGCCGUGGGGGGGAGCGCAGUGUGAGAUUUACGUUGGUAACUUGGACAAGUGCGCCGGUUUUUGUGGAAAUGGCGGAGUAUGUCAGAUUCUGUCCCCCCACAUCGACCCCAUCUGUCAGUGCCCGCCUACGUGGACGGGCCCCCGAUGCGAAUCUCUGGCUGUUUGUUCCAAUUACUGUAAAAAUGGCGCCACUUGUGACGUCAGCGACGGUUUGCCGUUCUGUAGGUGCCCUGACGGGUUCGAGGGCGUCAAAUGCGACCAGCUCAUCGUCAAAUCUUUGGAUAAAGCCAUCCCUCAAAAAGACGGAGGCAGGGGCAUGUUGGUCCCCGUUAUAUCAGCCGUCGUCGUGAUUAUUGUAAUUUUGGUCGGCUUUCUGGCGUUUGAUUUCUUCCUCAAAAAGCGCCAGUCGUUCUCGCACGAAAGACUCCAAGAGAACGAUUUUAACAAUCCCAUGUACCAGGACAGGGACGCGGAACCGUUUACGUUGGACGCCGAUAAGUCUGGCAAUUUCGCCAAUCCCGUAUACGACUCGGUCUACAACAGCACCGGGAGUGGUCGAGGCGAAGAAAAAGCCGUCCUCUUGCAGCACCCCGCCGACGAGGCGCCCACUCCCGCCCCCGAAGAGAUCUAGUGACAUAUCAGAUUAAAAUUUUGUUUUAUUAAUUGCUGUGAAUUGUGCCAUUUAUUUUAAAAUAUUUAGGCAGCUGUAUAUUAUAGCUGUACAUACAUCAGAUGUAUUUCUUUGAUAUUAUUGUUGUUAACACUAAUCUUGCCCGAUGUUUAUAUCGUGUCUGUUUCGUGAACAGAAUAACGUCCUUGUACAUAAAACAAUAAUUAUUGUGACUGAUAAAUGAAUAUAUUUUUUUGUAUGGAAAAUAUUUUGCCAGCUUUAUAAAUUUUAAAUGGUUGUAAUGGUUGUGCAAGAUAUAUAUACUGCGGCGGCUCGUGUCGCGCAAAAUGUUGUGCUCAAUACUCGGAUACAGUUAACGUUGUAUAUUUUGAUUCUCAGAUGUAGUGUACUAAGUGUAGUUCUUUUUAUGUGAAGUUUUGUAAAAUGAGAUGUAAAAAAUCAAAAAUAAAAAUUGGUCUAAAGAGUUUAAA